UCGUCGCCUCUCAAUUGACGUUUCCGUCUCUUAGAAUUGUAGGGAAAUGAGUGGAGACAUACGAUUGAAUGCGUUCGGUGACGAACAACUCACUGACGAUCCUGACGUGAACGUGAUGUUCGAAGUUAGUUGGGAAGUUGCGAACAAAGUCGGUGGCAUCUACACUGUCAUCAAAACGAAAGCAGGAGUUACAGUUGAUGAACUGGGAAGAUGUUACUUCCUUCUUGGUCCAUACAAUGAAGUGAGAGUUAGAACUGAAGUUGAAAUCAUUGAACCGGAAGGUGGAAUUCUGAAGGAUGUGUUUGAAUCAAUGAGAAGUCAUGGGCUCAAAGUCAUGUGUGGGCGUUGGCUAAUUGAAGGAUGCCCAAAUGUUGUUCUGUUUGAUAUCGGCUCGUCAUGUCACUUCAUGGACCAAUGGAAAAAAGAGUUUUGGGAAGCAAGUCAUAUAGGAUGCCCAAAUGAGGAUUGUGAGACGACUGAUGCAAUUAUGUUUGGGUUCCUUGUUUGUUGGUUUAUUUCAGAGUAUCGCAGGCGAAUGAAACCAAAUGCGAUUGUAAUCUCGCAUUUUCACGAGUGGCUAACAGGAGUUGCAGUAAUUCUUCUCAGAACUCGCCAUGUUGAUGUCUCCACCAUAUUUACAACACACGCUACUUUGUUGGGACGGUAUCUGUGUGCAGGAUCAGCAGAUUUCUACAACCACUUGGCAUUUUUUGAAGUUGACAAAGAGGCAGGACAACGGAACAUUUACCAUCGAUAUUGUCUGGAAAGAGCAGCAGCCAACUUUGCUCACGUAUUCACAACAGUUUCUAAAAUCACUGCUGAUGAAGCUGAGCAUCUCUUAAAGAGACGACCAGAUGUAGUCACUCCAAAUGGAUUGAAUGUUGUGAAGUAUAGUGCACUUCAUGAAUUCCAGAAUUUGCAUGCGAUUAAUAAAGAGAAAAUUCAUGAUUUUGUGAGAGGACAUUUCUAUGGUCAUUUUGACUUUGAUUUGGACAAGACGCUUUACUUUUUCUGUGCUGGCCGAUAUGAAUAUCGCAACAAAGGAGUAGAUGUCUUUCUGGAAGCUCUUUCAAAACUCAACCACAAACUUAAGGUGAGUGGCAGUGAGACAACAGUCAUCGCGUUUCUCAUCUUUCCUGCAACGACAAGCAACUUUAACGUCGACUCACUGAAAGGGCAAGCGGUCACCAAACAGCUAAGGGAGACAGUGAGUGACAUCCAAUCAGCAAUAGGAAAGAGGAUAUUCGAAUUGGCUCUCAGUGGUCAGUUGCCUCAGAGUGACGAGUUGCUGACACCAACCGACAUCAUGUCACUCAAGAGAUGCAUAAUGGCUGCACAGCGUUAUCACUUGCCGCCCAUUGUGACGCACAACAUGCAAGAGGAUUCGCGCGACCCGAUUUUGGGUCAGUUGAGACACUUGCAGCUCUUCAAUGGAAGAGCAGACAGAGUCAAAAUCAUCUUCCAUCCGGAAUUUCUUUCCUCCACGAGUCCACUCUUUGGUAUGGACUACGACAAGUUUGUACAAGGAUGUCAUCUAGGAGUGUUUCCAUCAUACUACGAGCCUUGGGGAUACACGCCAGCUGAGUGUACAGUAAUGGGUAUUCCAUCAGUCACUACAAAUCUCUCCGGCUUCGGUUGUUUCAUGGCCGAAAACAUCUCCAAUCCCGCAUCCUACGGCAUCUACAUCGUCGACCGCAGAUUCAAGAAUCCCGACGAAUCAGUGCAACAGUUGGCUGAUGUGAGCAGCCGUGCAUGCAGUUGUGUGAUUGAGUUGUCAGUCGAGUGUGUCAUUGUACAGUUUAUGACGGAAUUUGUCGCACAGACGAGACGACAGCGAAUCAUCCAGAGAAACAGAACGGAGAGACUGAGCGAGUUGUUGGACUGGCAACAGCUGGGGGAGUACUACACGUUCGCUCGUCGUCUUUCAAUCCACAAAUUGCAUCCCGACCGAUUCCCACUUCCUCUUCCAGUGGAACCCGGCCUCAGUGUACGUUAUCAUUAUCCUCGUCCGCUAUCGGAGCCACCGUCUCCACGUUCUUCGUCUCCCACUUUCUCCGAACUCGAUAUUGAUGAGGAUGCUGCUGACGUGGAAGACAGGGAAUACGAAGCCGAGAGAUUGAAGAACAAUUACUAAGAAUUGGAGUUUGAUCGCCGAAUUGAUGGAUUGGUAUUGUGGUUGUUGUCUUGAUGCACAAUGAAUUAAGCAUUUUGUAUGAGUGCCUUCAUAUAUUGA
Messenger RNA from Corticium candelabrum, 2233 nucleotides. RefSeq names its product glycogen [starch] synthase, muscle-like. Gene Ontology annotation, molecular function: alpha-1,4-glucan glucosyltransferase (UDP-glucose donor) activity. Lineage: Eukaryota; Metazoa; Porifera; Homoscleromorpha; Homosclerophorida; Plakinidae. Gene Ontology annotation, biological process: glycogen biosynthetic process. Bases 47 to 2134 code for a protein of 695 amino acids. Gene Ontology annotation, cellular component: cytoplasm. The transcript has 16 exons. The record is from RefSeq and is a predicted model, not a curated record.